AUGGAACUUCUGAGUUACGAAAAGCUUAUGAUCGGAGAUGAACUAAACAAAGACUCGGUAAAAGUCAGGAUUGUACUCUGCAGCAACUCAAAAGAGGGGGUCGGCAUAAUGGCAGAUGAAAAGAGCCCUGGCCACCAAAACUUUCUUAGCAGGCUAGAUGCAAAGGGACACGUGGGUGAGGCCUAUGUACUUCUAGAGGGCAACGGGGAAGUAACUGUAUUUGUAGGGAUAGGCAACGUGGAAGAGGAUAUUCUUCUUGUCAAGAAUAAUGCAAGAAAGGCCGGGGCUUCUGCAUACAAAUGUGUGUCCCAGUUUAAGAACAUGGAGAUGUCGCUAACGUCAGAGUACAUGGCGAGAGAGGUUGUGUCCGGAAUAAUGCUAGCCUCGUAUAAGUACCGAUUUUUACAUAAGGAGAAGGAUGAGCCUAGCAAGAAGAUAGCAAUAAAUUCUCAAUCGCAUGCAGUAAAGAAGGCAGUGGUUGUCGGGAAUGCGCAGAAUUUUGCACGAUUCCUAGGAGACACGCCAGCAAAUCUCAUGAAUCCAACGCUGUUUGUUGAAUAUGCUACUAAGUAUCUGCAGGAUAAAAAGAAUGUUACGUUUGAAGUGUUUGAUAAGAGCUUCAUGGAAAGAAAGUCCAUGAAUCUUCUUUUGGGUGUUUCUCAGGGCUCAGCCCAGGAGCCGAAGCUCUUGGUUGCCAGGUACAGGGGGAAGUCCGGAGAUGCAGUAGAUAUUGCAUUAGUUGGAAAAGGCGUCUGUUUUGACUCUGGUGGAAUAUCGCUGAAGCCAUCGGCACGCAUGCACCGCAUGAAAGGAGAUAUGCUCGGUGCUGCUUCUGUCUUGAGUGUCUUUGGUCUCGCUGCUGACAUGGGUAUCAAGAUAAAUAUGAAUCUUGUUAUUCCGCUGGUAGAAAACCUACCAAGUGGUACUGCGACAAAGCCUGGGGAUGUUCAUGUGGGAAUGAACGGAAAGAGUGUGGAAAUUAACAACACAGACGCAGAAGGGAGACUUAUUCUUGCCGAUGCGCUUGUAUAUGCACAGGAGGCAAACCCGACCUACAUAGUCGAUGUUGCUACAUUAACAGGAGCCAUGAUGAUUGCUCUUGGUGAUGCAUUCAUAGGAUAUUUCACUGCUGACGAUGAUCUGUCGAAAAUAAUCCAUCAAAGCGGAAUCGAUGCCAAUGAUCCUGUAUGGAGAAUGCCCUUGUCGCAGCUGUACCUGCCGUCAAUGAAGUCUAAUGUUGCAGAUCUAAAAAAUGCAGUCGAGGGAGGACAUGGAGGCUCUGCAACCGCAGCUAUCUUUCUUAGUGAAUUUGUUGGUAAGGAGUUCAAAUGGGCUCAUUUUGAUAUUGCCGGGGUAAUGGAUAGCAACAACAAUAAGGGCGUUUAUGGUGAUGGAGCGACAGGUUGCGGUGUUCCUGUUUUGAUCGAAAUGAUUGAGAAGCUGUCUACGAUAAUCAAUUAA
Molecule: messenger RNA, 1461 nt
Organism: Encephalitozoon cuniculi GB-M1
Lineage: Eukaryota; Fungi; Microsporidia; Unikaryonidae
Exons: 1
Coding region: 1-1461 (486 amino acids)
Biological process (GO): proteolysis
Cellular component (GO): cytoplasm
Molecular function (GO): manganese ion binding; metalloaminopeptidase activity
Source: RefSeq, marked provisional